UGUAAUUCACCUGCAGGGUCACAACAACAAGUGAAAUUCCCGUCUGAAGCAGCCGCCUGAGAUUCCCGGUAGCACCACAGUGUGCGCCCAGCUAGAGGGGGGUCUAAUGGUACACCGACCUGGUGUAGUCAUGCUGCUCCUGUUCCUCUUUGCCGUCGCUCCGGUUUCUCCAACCGCGGCCCGGUACAACGCGACCUGGGCGAGUUUGGACGCCAGACCGCUGCCUUCUUGGUACGACGAGGCCAAGCUGGGGAUUUUUAUCCACUGGGGUGUGUUUUCCGUCCCCGGCUUCGACAGUGAGUGGUUUUGGUGGCACUGGCAGGGCCAGCAGCCCCCGGACCAGAAGUGUGUGAGCUACAUGUCCCAGAACUACCCGCCUGGGUUCAGCUACCCGGAGUUUGCGCCUCGGUUUCACGCUCAGUUCUUCAACCCGGAGGAGUGGGCGGACAUCUUCAAGGCGUCCGGCGCGAAGUAUGUCGUCCUGACUGCCAAACACCACGAAGGAUUUACUAACUGGGGCUCUCCAAACUCCUGGAACUGGAACUCUGUUGAUACCGGUCCUCACAGGGACCUAGUGGGAGACCUGGGAGAGGCAGUGCGCAACAGGUCAUUGCACUAUGGACUCUACAACUCCUUGUUUGAGUGGUUCCACCCUCUCUACCUGACUGACAAGAAGAAUGGAUUCAAAACACAGGAGUUUGUGAUGCAUAAACUACUGCCAGAGCUUUAUAACAUGGUUGUAAGGUACAGACCUGAGGUGAUCUGGUCUGACGGGGACUGGGAGGCACCUGACACCUAUUGGAACUCCACCCAGUUCCUGGCCUGGCUCUACAAUGACAGCCCUGUUAAAGAUACCAUUGUGACCAAUGACAGAUGGGGAGCUGGCUGUGCCUGUAAACACGGUGGCUACUAUAACUGUGAAGACAAGUAUACUCCAGGCCAGCUGCCCAAGCACAAGUGGGAAAAGUGCACAUCUGUAGACAGGCUUUCCUGGGGUUACCGGCGGAACAUGAAGAUGAGCGAACUGAUGGACUUACCCACCAUCAUAGAGGAUCUGGUUCGUACUGUGGCCCUUGGAGGUAACUACCUUCUGAAUGUGGGUCCCACACCUGAUGGGAUGAUCCCUGCCGUGUUUGAGGAGAGGCUCAGGGGUGUUGGAGCCUGGCUAGAGAUCAACGGGGAGGCCAUCUACGCCUCUACACCCUGGAGGGUUCAGAGAGAAAACACCACUGUGCCAGUCUGGUAUACAUCUAAAGGGACCACCGUCUAUGCCAUCAUGACAGCCAAACCUUCCAAGCCCACAGUGCAACUGUUGGAACCCAAAACAUCAGCAACCACCAAGGUGACAUUACUGGGGAGUCCAAAGUCCUUACCCUGGUCCCCAGUCCACCCAAAUGCUGGCCUUAUUGUCCUUCUGUCUGAGCUGCCAUAUACCCCCGGUCUGGCCUGGACACUGAAGCUGGACGGUAUCCAGUGAGCCUUCAACACCUGGUGUUCAACUUCUGCAAAGCUGAAUAUUUAGAACUUAAUAAACUCAGGUUUACAAUAUGCUUGUGGGAUAAGGGGAAACUUAUGCCCUAUAUGACUGAAGGGACAACGCUUGUGUAAUGGGUCUGUAUUUUUGCCAAAAAUGAAAUGGUUCACACUCCUCUUCAGUGA
Xiphias gladius (swordfish) is the source of this 1659-nucleotide messenger RNA. Its product is annotated as tissue alpha-L-fucosidase-like. Bases 107 to 1477 code for a protein of 456 amino acids. The record is from RefSeq and is a predicted model, not a curated record. NCBI's taxonomy places the organism in Eukaryota, Metazoa, Chordata, Actinopteri, Istiophoriformes, Xiphiidae. Gene Ontology annotation, biological process: glycoside catabolic process; fucose metabolic process. Gene Ontology annotation, molecular function: alpha-L-fucosidase activity. The transcript is spliced from 8 exons. Gene Ontology annotation, cellular component: lysosome.